Sorex fumeus (smoky shrew) is the source of this 3801-nucleotide messenger RNA. RefSeq names its product transcription termination factor 2 (gene TTF2). Gene Ontology annotation, molecular function: ATP-dependent chromatin remodeler activity; ATP binding. The record is from RefSeq and is a predicted model, not a curated record. Lineage: Eukaryota; Metazoa; Chordata; Mammalia; Eulipotyphla; Soricidae. The coding region runs from base 1 to 3513 and encodes 1170 amino acids. The transcript is spliced from 23 exons.
AUGGGUAAGAGACACAAGGGAGAAUUUCAAAGGAACAAUUUACGAAUCACUGGAGUCCCAGAAAAACAGGGAGGGACCCUCUGCUUGCUGAAGACGGGCGUCCGCGAUGGCGUGAAUAAAGGAAAGAGUUUCUACGUCUGCCGGGCGCGCUCUUGCGGCUUCGUGCGGGCCACCGAUAUUCCUGUGUCUCACUGUUUAUUGCAUGAGGACUUCGUGGUGGAACUUCAGGGAUUGCAUCAACCGAAGGACAAGAAUGAAUACACAUUGUUCUUCCGGUGCAGUAAAAGUAAGGCCGAGGGGAAGCAGUGGUGCGGAGGUAUCCCGUGGCAGGAUCCUGAUUUCAAGGAAGAAGAACAUGGUGUAGUCAUUAAAUCCCAGCCUGCCUCUGAUCCAUUUUACAGUCUUUCCAGCCAGCAGAGAAACCCAUUUAAGGUACUUAACAAGAAUCAAGAAUCUUCCCUCUGGAGACAGUUCCUCAAAGGUGAGGAUGAGAAAAACUUGGCUGAUAAGAAGCAAAGGACAAAGGAAGAUGACAUCUUGGGUCAGGGGAGGGAGCAGAAGACUGAAUCUGUGAUUGAGGAGAAACAAUGGAAGCCAAAAUGCGCGAAUGAAAAAAAGAAACAGAAGCCCACAGCUCAGUGCCAGGUGGAGAAAGAUUGCUCGUCCAACCUGGAGGUCAGGAAGAAGCAAGUAGCCACUCAAGAGAAGCAGCAAGGGCAAAGGACAGAGGUUCCUAGUGAAGCGAAGGCGACUGAAGGGACCGACCAAAAAGACCUGUUGGUGACUGCAUUCACGCAGAGCCACGAUGGUGACCUAACAAAGUCCAUUGCAUCCUUUCCAAAGAAAUCACAUUGGAACAGCCAGCCAGUGAAGGAAGGAGCAGCGCCUCUGAGGGCAGAGGGAUGCAGACCUUUACCGCAGGAAGCUCACAGCCAGAGCCCACCGGGCAAGCCUCAGAAGGGGGCACACCUCCACAAGGAGCACCCCAGGGACCUGGAAGCCAGCAGCACGGAGCACAGCCCCGGCACACAGACCGAGCACGUCCGGGCUCAGCCAGGGCCAGUGGUACCUCCUGCGGCACUGGCCGCCGGGCUGUCCUGGGAAGCCCGACGAGCGGCUGACUCUAGCAGCAGUGACAGCGAGGAGGACGAGGGGGCCUCGGAGUACCUGACGCCGGGGAGCCCCUUACUCUUUGAUGAGACUCCAGACUCCCUGAAGGAGGACCCCAGCCCCCCUGCUCAGGGCAUGCAGAAAAGACCGUCUCCUGUCGGAGGGGUUGCCCAGAAGGUGGGAGCUCUAGACCUGGAGGCCCGGCGGACGUACCUCACCACGCAGCUGAGACAGAAGAAGAGCACACUGGCGUCGGUGAAUGUCCAGGCUCUUCCAGACAAGGGCCAGAAGUUGCACAAGCAAAUCCAGGAGCUGGAGGAUGCACUCGGCGCCCUUGCACUCUGCCCAGAGCAAGAUACUCAUGAGACAAGUAACACUCAAGUACCGCAGCAGAGUAACUUCUCCAAGCCUGCCUCUGAGCCUCCCCACUUGGUGGCCCCCCAGCCCCUACAGCGUCAGGAACUGCAGCAUUUUCGGGGGCAGACAGCUACCAGAGAAACUGGCCUUGCACAUCUCGAUCCCUUCCAUGCUGUUUGGAAGGUCACAAGUGAAGCCAUUGAGGAGCUGCAUCAGUCCCUCAAGUCUUGUCCUGGUGAUUCCGCCAUGGCAGAGGACCCCGCUGGGCUGAAGGUCCCCUUGCUGCCACACCAGAAGCAGGCCCUGGUCUGGCUGCUCUGGCGGGAGAGUCAGAAGCCACGAGGAGGAAUUCUGGCGGAUGACAUGGGAUUAGGAAAAACCCUGACAAUGAUCGCACUCAUUCUUACCCAGAGAAAUCGGGAGAGAACCAAAGAAAAGGACAACAGAAAAGCUGUGACUUGGCUUUCCAGAGAAGACUCCUCUGAGUGUGUUUCCCACGGAACGCUAAUCGUCUGCCCUGCUUCCCUGAUCCAUCAUUGGAAAAACGAGGUGGAGAAACGUGUGAGCAGCAGCAGACUCAGAGUCUGCCUCUAUCACGGGCCACACCGGGAGCAGCGUGCCAGAGUCCUGGCUACCCAUGACAUUGUGGUCACCACCUACAGCAUUCUGGCCAAGGAGGUCCCUACGAAGAAGCCGGAGGAGGAGAGCCCAGGUGGCGAUCUCAGCAUGGAGGGCACCUCGACACCUUUGCUUCGCAUCAACUGGGCUCGAAUCAUAUUGGAUGAAGCCCAUAAUAUCAGGAACCCCCGAGUACAGACUUCAUUAGCGGUGUGUAAGCUACAGGCCCAGGCCCGAUGGGCCGUCACUGGAACCCCCAUUCAGAACAACCUCCUGGACAUGUUCUCACUGCUGAAGUUUCUGCGCUGUUCUCCAUUUGAUGACUUCACGCUGUGGAAGAGUCAGGUCGACAAUGGGUCACAGAAAGGAGGAGAACGGUUAAGUAUCGUGACCAAGAGCCUUUUGCUGAGGAGGACAAAGGACCAGCUGGACUCCUCCGGAAAACCCUUGGUGACGCUGCCUCAGCGCAAAUUCCAGCUGCACCGUCUAAAGCUUUCUCAAACUGAGCAGAGUGUCUACAGUGUCCUUUUUGCAAGAUCGAGGUCAGCUAUGCAGUCCUAUCUAAAGAGACACGAAAGUGGGAACUGCAAGACUGGAGGAAACCCUGAUAAUCCAUUUAGUAGAGUGGCGCAGGAGUUCGGGACUGGCGGGUUGGGAGACUCAACCAGGUCCAGCACCGUCCACAUCCUGUCGCAGCUGCUGAGGCUCCGUCAGUGCUGUUGUCACCUGUCUCUGCUGAAGUCGGCGCUGGAUCCCACAGAACUGAAGGGGGAGGGCCUGGUCCUGUCCCUGGAAGAGCAGCUCAGUGCUUUGACGUUAUCCGAACUCACCACAUCCGAAUCAUCUUCUACAGUGGCCCUGAAUGGCAAAUGCUUCAAGAUGGAGCUGUUUGAGGAUGCAAGAGAGAGCACCAAGAUUUCUUCUCUGUUGGCUGAAUUGGAGGCAAUUCGAAGACAUUCAGCGUCCCAAAAGAGUGUCAUCGUCUCUCAGUGGACCAGCAUGCUCAAAGUGGUAGCACUGCACCUUAAGAGACAGGGACUGACUUACGCCACCAUUGAUGGCUCCGUCAACCCCAAACAGAGGAUGGACUUGGUGGAGGAGUUCAACAGCUCCAGGGGCCCUCAGGUCAUGCUGAUCUCUCUCUUGGCUGGAGGAGUCGGGCUAAACCUGACUGGAGGAAACCAUCUUUUCCUUCUGGAUAUGCACUGGAAUCCGUCACUUGAAGAUCAAGCUUGUGACCGAAUUUACCGAGUAGGACAGGAGAAAGAUGUUGUCAUCCACAGGUUUGUGUGUGAGGGAACUGUGGAGGAGAAGAUUCUACAGCUCCAAGAGAAAAAGAAAAACUUGGCCAGACAGGUGCUGUCCGGGUCCAAGGAGUCCAGGAUUAAGCUCACAUUGGCUGACCUCAGAGUCCUUUUUGGCAUCUAAGUCCUGCUCAUCAAGUUCAGAAUAGCAGAACAGUGUCACUGUUGGUUCCAGUAAGGCGCACCAUGGCUCUCUGCACUCUGGUAUUUGAUUUCACCAGAAGCCUUACAUACCCUCGUGAGAAUGACCCAGGAUCUUCUUAUCCCCUGAACGGAAGAUCACUCUUAUCAAUGGUUUUAGUCAGUCAUCAGGACAUUAAAUGUUUUAUAUCACCCAAUCAUGUUAAUCAGUUUGAGUGACAUAGAAGCAAUGAAUUACUUCAGAUAAAAGAAAAUGCGUUUGUGUUUAAAA